UACAGCUUUUUUUUUUUCUUCCUUUGAACCAACACAAACAAAACAGCUUCGGCUGCAUUUUCAAUGAAACGCCGCGGCGACACAGGCGGAUCAUUGUGUCUCUCUGCAGGCUGCGGCUCGUUUCUCUCAUCGCCAUUUUCAGCCGUCAGACUCUCUGCUGCUCUCUGAAACAUCAUGGACACCGACUACUCCUCCGGCUUGGAGAACCCUCUGUACAGCGAGCUGAAAUACUUCUGCAGGAAGAUCCAGGAGGCCUACACCGAGCUGAAGGAGGACCUGACCCCUUACAGGGAUGAUCGCUUUUACAGGUUGGCCCCCAUGCGGCUCUACACUCUGUCCAAAAGACACUUUGUCCUGGUCUUUGUGUGUUUCCUGAUCUGCUUUGGACUCACAGUCUUCAUCGGGAUCGCAGGUCCGAAGAUUAUUGCUGAGCAGGAGCACAACGGUGACCAGAUCCUUCUCAAAAACCUCUCAGUAAAGACUGGGCCCUUCAGUCUAGUGUCUCCUCCCCUCACCACCUACAACCAGCAGCUGUGGCUCACCUGUGUGGUGCAGGCUGAACACAGCAACAUGGGAGACUUCAAGCAGCCUUUCGAGCUCAACGUGAAGCUGAAGGGAGUGAGGCAGGACGCCAGCGUCAAGCACAUCAACAACAUGCACCAGAAGUCCAGAACACUGCACUGUGGGGCUAAAUGUGAUGAGAUCAUUGUGCUCCAUCUGGGCUAUCUGAACUACACCCAGUACCAGGUGAUAGUCAGCUUCAAGGGCCUCGAAAAUAUCACUUAUGAGAUCAAGGUCAAGUUUGUGUGGAAAACCUACAACCCCACCUUCUCACAAGUGGAGAUCUGGUUCCGCUUUGUCUUCGUGGUGUUGACUUUUAUGGUGACGUGUAUGUUUGCUCACUCUCUGAGGAAGUUUUCCAUGAGGGACUGGGGCAUCGAACAGAAGUGGAUGUCUAUCCUGCUGCCUCUGCUGCUGCUCUACAACGAUCCGUUCUUCCCGCUGUCGUUCCUGGUCAACAGCUGGUUUCCAGGAACGUUAGACGCUUUCUUCCAGGCUCUGUUCCUGUGCGCCCUGCUGCUCUUCUGGCUCUGUGUUUAUCACGGCAUCAGGGUUCAGGGUGAGAGGAAAUGUCUGACGUUCUACCUGCCGAAGCUGAUCAUUGUGGGUCUUCUGUGGCUCUCGGCUGUUACACUGGGCAUUUGGCAAACGGUUAAUGAACUCCAAGACCCUACCUAUCAGUAUAAAGUGGACAUAGGGAACUUUCAGGGCAUGAAAGUGUUCUUCCUGAUAGUCGUUGCCCUCUACAUCCUGUACCUGGUCUUCCUGGUGGUCAGAGCUUGUUCUGAACUCAAGAACAUGCCCUACUCAGAUCUCCGGCUCAGGUUUCUGACAGCGCUGACGUUUGUGGUCCUUGUCAUAAGCAUGGUCAUCCUGUACCUGAGGUUUGGUGCCAAGGCUCUCCAGGACAAUUUUGUGGCUGAACUGUCAACUCAUUACCAAAACUCAGCUGAAUUUUUAUCAUUCUAUGGUCUGCUCAACUUUUAUUUGUACACACUGGCAUUUGUGUAUUCCCCCUCCAAAAAUGCACUUUAUGAUUCCCAGUUGAAGGAUAACCCUGCUUUCUCCAUGCUAAAUGACUCAGAUGAUGAAGUAAUAUACGGGAGUGAUUACGAGGACAUGCCUUUACAAAACGGACGCGCUAUCAAAGCCACCGCCAAGUACCAGGAUGAGACCGACAGCGACUGAGCAGAUCUGACUCACUUGUUCCUGCUUCGUGUCCCCUGUUGGAAUCUAUGAGAAUACAAAACAACAAAGCUUCAUGUGUAUGUGUAAAUAAGGAGUACUUGCAUUGGUAAUAUGAAAUGAUGAACUGCAAGUGUACAUAACUAUAUUUUUAAAAAAGUUCCCACACUUCUGAAUGUACUGUACUUUUACUGAAAGUUGGGGCAUGUGGCCGCUCAAACUUUUGUCUUCAGUGUUCAUGCUUUCAGUCUCAUUGAAAACUAACUCAGAUGUACAAUGGUCAAAGUUUUUACCUGUUUGUAAACUCUUUCCCUCAGAACCAGCAUUUCUACACAACCUGAUAGUAAGAAAUGAUCGGGAGAAGUGCUAAUAUUAAUUGGGAUUUUUUUUGUUUGUGUAAAAAGGAUGUUAUUUUUAAUGCUUUGUGUUGAACCACUUUUUUCUCUCUUAUGCACUGUAUUAUUUUUGCCAUUCCAUUGUGCUCGCUGACAGUCUGAGGAAAAUGAAGAUGCAUAUAUCUGACCAAGCUGAGUAUUUUACUGGUGGUAGAAGUUUAAGGAAGCUUAUGUGUUAGUGAUUAACUGGGAAGUGCCAAAUCGGUGUUGAGUAUUCACAAAUUCUCAUUUUUCUCAGACAUGUUAUUAAAAAUACAAAGAGCGCCUUAGAUACCACUUCACUCUUACCACUUCUUUUGCCAAUUCUUCCCUUGGAAAGUAGCUUUGUAAUUGCACUUGUUUAAUUUAUUUUGCUGAAACGUGGCAUUUGAUACUGUACUAUAUGACUACAUGGACGAAUGGCUUUUGAUGAAUUGUAAGGAUUUUACACGACUUGUAAAUGGACUACUGAUUUAUGGCGCUACACAUUACUUUCCCUGAACAAACUGCAAUCAUACAACUGGCCAAAUAUAUUUUUGCCUUAUGUAGAACACAUUUUAAGUAAUUAUUUUUUCGUUUGUAACUUUCCUUAUUAUUGCUUACAAUGUGAGACUUGCUGCUCUUUACUUUGUUUUAUAGAACUGGACUUAUAACAGCCAAAACAAAUGUGUUUCCUUUCUUUACAAAAUAGUAUAUCAUGUAUUCUAAUCAAGAUGGUGCCUUGUCUUUACAUUUCCUCUAAACGAGCUGCAAUCUGAAAAGUGUUAAUGUGUUGACACCAAUGUACAUUUUUGAUUCUU
This is a messenger RNA of Centropristis striata (black sea bass), 2920 nucleotides long. RefSeq names its product transmembrane protein 181 (gene tmem181). Bases 175 to 1749 code for a protein of 524 amino acids. Gene Ontology annotation, molecular function: toxic substance binding. NCBI's taxonomy places the organism in Eukaryota, Metazoa, Chordata, Actinopteri, Perciformes, Serranidae. The transcript has 17 exons. The record is from RefSeq and is a predicted model, not a curated record.